Molecule: messenger RNA, 4239 nt
Organism: Oryzias latipes (Japanese medaka)
Lineage: Eukaryota; Metazoa; Chordata; Actinopteri; Beloniformes; Adrianichthyidae
Gene: pfas
Product: phosphoribosylformylglycinamidine synthase
Biological process (GO): 'de novo' IMP biosynthetic process
Cellular component (GO): cytoplasm
Molecular function (GO): phosphoribosylformylglycinamidine synthase activity
Source: RefSeq, a predicted model, not a curated record
AAACGAGUUGCGCAUGCGCAAGGAGGGCUGCAUGCAUUACUUUGGAGGUCCAUCCAUACCCGUCCUAUCGGUCUGCAGACCCAACAAGUCCAGAAACUCCUGACCGUCCAGGUGCAGCAGAGCUUUGACGGGAGUCCAGAGUCGAGAGUCAACUCAACAAACUUCAGAGGGAGUCGCGUGCUGGAGCCAGGAGCUGCGCACAUGGCGGUGGUGAGGUUUUACAGCAGCGAAGCUCCGGACGGACGGGCCUUGCAGAGAGCAGCAAAACUCUUCCCACAUCUGACCCUCACAACAGAGCUGUGCUACAAUGUGGAGCUGACAGGUCGUGAGAGUCUCAGUGCUGAGGAGAAGGAGGUUCUCCUCUGGUUGUUUCGUCCUCCGCUGCAGGCUGAGCCGCUGUCGGAGAACCCAAACCUCAUAGAGAGCAGUGAGGAGAAGCUGGUGGAGAUUGGACCCAGGUUGAACUUCUCCACAGCCUGGUCCACCAACGCCGUGUCCAUCUGCCGCAGCGCCGGCCUCACUAACGUCACCCGAGUUGAGGUGUCUCGCAGGUUUCUCGUCAAGCCCAAGAAUGGAAAAGGAACAGGAGAGCUCAGCGGCGACAUGAAGAAACUGAUCGACUGUCUGCAUGACAGCAUGACGGAGUGUGUCUACCAUCGUCCCAUCACCUCCUUUGCUGUGGAAACCAAACGGCAACCUGUGUUUGAGGUGGACAUCCUGGCAAAAGGUCGUGCUGCCUUGGAGAAGGCCAACGACGACCUGGGUCUGGCCUUUGACUCCUGGGAUUUGGACUACUACACAUCAAUGUUCCAGCGAAUUCAAAGGAACCCCACCAGUGUGGAGUGUUUUGACCUGGCGCAGUCCAACAGCGAGCACAGCCGGCACUGGUUCUUCCGCGGGCGCAUGCUGAUCGACGGGCAGGAGCAGAAGGAGACUCUUUUCAGCCUCAUAAUGGACACCCAGCGGCACAGCAACCCCAACAACGUCAUCAAGUUCUGCGACAACAGCAGUGGUAUUAAAGGUGUGGAGAUUGAGUGUGUUUACCCUAAAGAUCCUUCCAGAGCAAGUCCAUACGAGACCCGACUCUCAUUAAGACACGUCAUUUUCACCGCAGAGACGCACAACUUCCCAACAGGCGUGGCUCCAUUUAGCGGUGCCACCACCGGAACUGGCGGCCGCAUCAGAGACGUUCAGAGCGCCGGGCGUGGAGGACACGUCAUCGCUGGAACUGCAGGAUAUUGCUUUGGAAAUCUGCACAUACCAGGGUAUGAACUCCCCUGGGAGUCUGCAGGAGAGGAAUGGGAGUAUCCCUCCAGCUUCGCCCCUCCCCUGCAGGUGGCCAUCGAGGCCAGCGAUGGCGCCUCAGACUAUGGCAACAAGUUUGGAGAGCCUGUCCUAUCAGGUUUUGCCCGCUCUUUCGGCAUGCGCUUGCCGAACGGGGAGCGGCGCGAGUGGAUAAAGCCAAUCAUGUUCAGUGGCGGCCUCGGGUCCAUUGAAGACUCGCACGUUAAGAAAGAAGAGGCCAGUCCCGGAAUGGAGGUGGUGAAGAUUGGAGGGCCGGUGUACCGGAUUGGUGUGGGUGGAGGAGCGGCCUCCUCCGUUCAAAUCCAAGGGGACAACUGCAGUGAGCGGGAUCUGGGCGCCGUCCAGAGAGGAGAUGCUGAGAUGGAGCAGAAGAUGAAUCGAGCUCUCAGGGCGUGCUUGGAAAGAAGUGAUGGAAACCCCAUCUGCAGCAUCCAUGAUCAGGGGGCAGGGGGAAAUGGUAAUGUGCUGAAGGAGCUCAGUGAGCCAGCCGGCGCUGUGAUCUAUAGUAGUAGAUUUAAGAAAGGUGACCCCACACUGAGCGUGCUGGAGCUGUGGGGGGCGGAGUACCAGGAGAGCAACGCUCUGCUGCUGCACCCGUCAGACAGGUCCUUCCUGGAGAGCGUGUGCCAGAGGGAGAAGUGUCCCGUUGACUUUGUGGGAAACAUCACCGGAGACGGAAAAAUUGUGCUGGUGGAUGAUGAGGGUGGCAGCAAUGAUCAGGUGGACUCUGUCCGCCAUCCCGUCGACCUGCAGCUGGAGUGGGUUCUGGGGAAAAUGCCGCAGAAGGAGUUCAGGCUGGAACGAGUGGCUCUCGCGUGUCAGCCUUUGAGACUUCCUGCUGGCCUCUCAGUCAGAGAUGCUCUACAGAGGGUUUUGCGUUUGCCCUCCGUGGCCUCCAAACGCUACCUGACCAACAAGGUGGACCGGUCUGUGACUGGGUUGGUUGCCCAGCAACAGUGCGUCGGUCCUCUUCACACCCCAUUGGCCGACGUGGCCGUUGUUGCUCUGUCACCGUUCAGUCUGGAGGGAGCAGCGACGGCCAUAGGGGAGCAGCCAAUUAAAGGACUGGUGUGUCCUGCAGCUGGGGCUCGUAUGGCUGUCGGAGAGGCUCUGACUAAUCUGAUGUUCGCUAGAGUCACAGCACUGAAGGACGUGAAGUGCAGCGGUAACUGGAUGUGGGCUGCCAAACUGCCCGGUGAAGGAGCAUAUCUGUGGGAGGCUUGCAAAGCCAUGUGCAAGGUGAUGAGUGAGCUGGGGGUCGCCAUCGACGGGGGCAAAGACUCUCUGAGCAUGGCGGCGAGAGUCGGAAAGGAGACAGUCAAGGCUCCAGGUGCCCUGGUGAUCUCAGCAUAUGCGGUUUGUCCUGACAUCUCUGCCACCGUCACGCCUGAUCUCGAGGAUCCCGAUGGAAAAGGGGUGCUUCUGUGGGUACCUCUCAGUCCAGGUAACCAUCGCCUGGGAGGCUCCGCCCUCGCUCAAUGCUACGGGCAGCUGGCAGACUGCUCCCCUGACCUGGACCAUGCCGAACUGUUGACUGCCUGCUUUAGCACAACUCAGACACUCCUGCAGGAUCGUAUAGUGAGUGCUGGACAUGACAUAAGUGAUGGAGGUCUCAUUUCCUGCUUGCUAGAGAUGGCAUUUGCUGGAAACCGGGGAAUUGACAUUGAGCUGUCCUCACAAGGAAGUGAAGUCAUGGAGCUGCUGUUUAGCGAGGAGCUUGGUGUGGUCCUGGAGGUUUCAGAGUGUGAUGUUGAGGCUGUUUGUCAGAGAUACAGCGAUGCAGGUGUGCAGUGUCAUAGAAUUGGCAGGACCUGCGGCUUUGGACCAAAGGCUGAAGUCAGAGUCUGUGUGGAUGGACAGGAGGUCCUUAAGGAGUCCCUGCCUGAGCUCAGAGCAGCAUGGGAGGACACAAGCUUCCAGCUGGAGUGCCUCCAAGCCAAUGAGCUGUGUGUUAAACAAGAAGAGGAGGGGCUUGCCAAGAGGACACAGCCGUACUUUCAACUGAAUUUUGACCCAUCUGAAAGUCCCAGCGUUCGCCGGCUUGCUGGUGGGCCUCCACGUGUAGCUGUGAUUAGGGAGGAGGGCAGCAAUGGAGAUCGAGAGAUGUCAGCCUCUCUUUAUAUGGCCGACUUUGAGGUUUGGGAUGUCACCAUGCAGGAUUUGUGCUGUGGUUCCUUAACGCUUGAGCUUUUCAAAGCCGUCGUAUUUGUUGGUGGAUUCAGCUACGCAGAUGUUCUCGGAUCAGCUAAAGGUUGGGCUGCAGCUGCUACUUACAACGCCAAAGCUAAAGCUGAGUUUGAUCGGUUUCAACAAAGAGAAGACACGCUGAGUCUGGGCGUGUGUAACGGCUGUCAGCUACUCGCCCUUUUAGGGUGGGUGGGGGAGACGGCGGAUGGAGCAGGCUCUGAGGUGGUGCUGACCCAUAAUCGCUCUGGCAGGUUCGAGUCGCGGUUUGUGAGUGUUGGGAUUCAGGAGUCUCCGUCCAUCUGGCUCAGAGGCAUGGAGGGCUCCGCUCUGGGAGUCUGGGUCGCUCAUGGAGAAGGUCUAAUGCAAUUCCGGAGCUCCAUGGCACAAGACCUGAUCAUUUCCGGUGGACUCGCUCCUCUCCGCUACCUGGAUGAGCAGGGAUUCCCCACCGAGGAGUAUCCCCUGAACCCCAACGGCUCCCCGCAGGGUGUGGCAGGGCUGUGCUCCAGGGAUGGGAGGCACCUGGCGAUGAUGCCUCACCCUGAGCGCUGCACCCUGAGCUGGCAGUGGCCCUGGGCCCCAAGGGAGCUUCGGCCUUCUCUGGUGCCGUCGCCGUGGCUUCGCAUGUUCAAAAAUGCAGCCGCGUGGUGCAGCAACACAGAUGUAUAAUGCUGGAUUUACAUUAACUAAAUGCUGUGAAAGUGUAAUGUAAUCGUGAGGAUUAUUCAAUACACUUGUUAAAAAUGG